CCCCCACCCCCAUCCCCCUCACCUCCCCCCCUCCCCCAUCCCCCCAAUCCCUCCCCCUCACACCACCCUCACUCCCCCCAGCACCCCCUCCCCUCACCUCCCCCCAACCCCCCUCCCCUCAUCCCCCUCACACCUCCCACCCCCUCCCCUCCUCCCCCUCCCCCCCCCUCACCCCCACCCCCUCCCCCCACUCCCUCCCCCUCACCCCCACCCCCUCCCCCAUCCCCUUCACCUCCCCCCACUCCCUCCCCCUCCCCCCCCUCCCCUCAUCCCCCUCCCCCUCUCCCCUCCCCCUCACACCCCCCACCGCCUCCCCCCACCGCCUCCCCUCACCCCCCACCCCCAUCCCCCCCCCCUCCCCCCACUCCCUCCCCCUCACCCCCCACCCCCUCCCCCAUCCCCCUCACCUCCCCCCCACUCCCUCCCCCUCCCCAUCACCCUCCCCCUCCCCCUCACACCACCCUCACCCCCCCCGGCACCGCCCCCACCCCCUCCCCUCAUCCCCCUCCCCCUCUCCCCUCCCCCUCACACCCCCCACCGCCUCCCCCCACCGCCUCCCCUCACCCCCCACCCCCAUCCCCCUCACACCACCCUCACUCCCCCCGGCACCCCCCACCCCCUCCCCUCCCCCCUCCCCCCUCACCCCCCACCCCUCUCCCCUCCCCCUCACACCCCCCCCCGCCUCCCCUCACUCCCUCCCCCUCACCCCCACCCCCUCCCCCCACUCCCUCCCCCUCACCCCCACCCCCUCCCCCAUCCCCCUCACCUCCCCCCCACUCCCUUCCCCUCCCCAUCACCCUCCCCCUCCCCCUCACACAACCCUCACUCCCCCCGGCACCGCCCCCACCCCCUCCCCUCAUCCCCCUCCCCCUCUCCCCUCCCCCUCACACCCCCCACCGCCUCCCCUCACCCCCUCCCCCUCACACCCCCCCACCGCCUCCCCCCUCACCCCCCACCCCUCCACCCCCCCCACCGCCUCCCCUCACCCCUCCACCCCCCCCAACCCCCUCCCCCUCACCUCCCCACCCCCCUCCCUCCCCCUCCCCCUCCCCCUCACCCCACCCUCCCCCUCCCCCUCACCCCCCACCCCUCUCCCCACCCCCUCCCCCUCCCCCAUCCCCUCCACCUCCCCCAACCCCCUCCCCCCCCUCACCCCCCCCACCCCCGCGUCCGCCACCUUCACCGUCCGGACUCCGUCAGCGCCGCGCACCGCCGCCCUCCGCCCGGGACACACAUCCGGUCCGCCGCGACAGAGGCUCGGGCGGAAGCCGGAACCCGGCCCGUCGGCUCCGGGCCCUGGCGGCGCCGGCUGGGGACGGCGUGACGUCACGGGGCGUGUCCCGGCCCCGGCCCCGCCCCCUCCCCCUGCACCAGGUGAGCUCCCCACUGACCUCAGGUGGGCCUUUACCUGGACCUGUCGCCCUGGUACCACCUGAUGCCCCAGGGUCACGGGGCAACACGGCGCUGACGCGGACCCUUCGGCCCAUCCUACCCCUGCUUCACCGUGGCCACCGUCCGAACCGGCAGGUCCACCACGGGGCCAUCCUCAGUGCGGACCAACACCGGGCAAGGCUGCACCCUUGCCCCGGUCUCUCCUGCCUCCCUGCCGCACUUCACUGCCAACAAGUUCCCGCUGGAGUUCGCAAGGUCACUCAACCGCAGUCGUCGAGUGUAAAUACUCGGACAACACUUGUGUUUGUGUGCACGGAGUCUGAGCUCUAA
Pristis pectinata (smalltooth sawfish) is the source of this 1722-nucleotide messenger RNA. RefSeq lists its product as uncharacterized. Lineage: Eukaryota; Metazoa; Chordata; Chondrichthyes; Rhinopristiformes; Pristidae. The record is from RefSeq and is a predicted model, not a curated record. The transcript is spliced from 7 exons. The annotation marks the transcript as partial.